CUGUACCAAGGCGGCAGCGAGAUCAGAUAUGACAGCACGGCUUCUUCUGUGUUUGCAGGAAGUGCUUUGAACCUCACGUGCCGAGCGUUCUUUGGCUACAGCGGCGACGUCAGCCCGCUUAUCUACUGGAUGAAGGGGGAGAAGUUCAUAGAGGACCUGGAUGAAGAGAGAGUCCAGGAGAGCGACAUCAAGGUUGUCAAGCAGCAUCUUGGUGAGCAAGAAGUGGCCAUUUCGUUGACUAUUGACUCUUUGGAGGAGGAUGACUUGGGAAAUUAUUCCUGUUAUGUGGAAAAUGGUAAUGGCCGUCGACAAGCCACCGUCCAGCUUUUCAGGCGGGCAGAGCUCAUGUACACGGUGGAGCUGGCAGGAGGGCUGGGAGCCAUCCUGCUGCUUCUCAUCUUUCUCAUCUCCCUCUACAAAUGCCACAAGAUUGAACUGAUGCUUUUCUAUAGGAGGCACUUUGGAAGCGAGGAUGUGGAUGGAGAAAACAAGGAUUACGAUGCUUACCUAUCCUACACCAAAGUGGACCCUGACCAGUGGAGUCAGGAGACAAGGGAGGAGGAACGCUUCGCCCUGGAGAUCCUCCCUGAUGUCCUGGAGAAGCAUUAUGGCUACAAACUCUUCAUCCCGGACCGAGACCUCAUUCCUACAGGAAGUCUCACCAAUGAGCAUUUCCAGGAGAACACACGACUUUUUAGAGCCUACAUAGAGGACGUGGCGCGCUGCGUUGACCAGAGCAAACGCCUCAUUAUAGUCAUGACGCCCACUUACGUAGUCCGGCGAGGUUGGAGCAUCUUUGAGCUGGAGACGAGGCUGCGCAACAUGCUGGUGACCGGCGAGAUCAAAGUCAUCCUGAUCGAGUGCGCCGAGUUGCGGGGCAUCAUGAACUACCAGGAGGUGGAGGCCCUCAAGCACACCAUCAAAACCCUCACCGUCAUCAAGUGGCGCGGCCCCAAGAGCAACAAGCUCAACUCCAAAUUCUGGAAGCAGCUGCAGUACGAGAUGCCCUUCCGGCGCACGGAGCCCAUGCUCUCGCACGAGCCGGCGCUGGACGUGAGCGAGCAGGGCCCCUUCGGCGAGCUGCAGACCGUCUCGGCCAUCUCCAUGGCGGCGGCCACCUCCACCGCCAUGGCCACCGCCCACCCGGAGCUGCGCUCCUCCUUCCACAACACCUACCACACCACCAUGAGGCAGAAACACUACUACCGCAGCUACGAGUACGACAUACCCCCCGGCGGGACCCUGCCCCCCCUCUCGUCCCUGGGGAACCAGCACACCUACUGCAACAUCCCACUGACUCUGCUGAACGGCCAGAGGCCUCCCGGGAAGAGCCGAGAGCACAGCCUGGAAGAGACGCACGCCAACAACGCCAUGCUCCCGCUGCUGCCCAGAGAAACCAGCAUCUCCAGCGUCAUCUGGUAG
Messenger RNA from Menidia menidia (Atlantic silverside), 1422 nucleotides. The record is from the annotation of a GenBank genome assembly. NCBI's taxonomy places the organism in Eukaryota, Metazoa, Chordata, Actinopteri, Atheriniformes, Atherinopsidae.